This is a messenger RNA of Monopterus albus (swamp eel), 1360 nucleotides long. RefSeq names its product methionine sulfoxide reductase Aa (gene msraa). Gene Ontology annotation, biological process: cellular response to oxidative stress. Bases 348 to 1055 code for a protein of 235 amino acids. Lineage: Eukaryota; Metazoa; Chordata; Actinopteri; Synbranchiformes; Synbranchidae. The record is from RefSeq and is a predicted model, not a curated record. Gene Ontology annotation, molecular function: peptide-methionine (S)-S-oxide reductase activity. Gene Ontology annotation, cellular component: cytoplasm. The transcript is spliced from 6 exons.
ACAUUAAGCACGUCCUGUGUAUACAUCAGCUUAUAGUGAAUAAAAAUGGAGGAAAUCUGCUCAAUUCGGUGUGCAUGUCAUAUCAAUUAAAUAGCGGUCUAAGAAAUUAAAAGUAUCAAAAUAAUUAACGUUACUGUCAUUUGUAUAAACUUUCAGAAUGCAAAAGUUCAAAACUGUUCUCUAGCGACAUUCGCCUUAGGCAGUGUUUGUUUAUGGUCAGUGUUGAGUAACACGACCUCGACGUUACACAAGUCUAACUUGUUAGGUAAGGUCGCUGUUACGUUACUAAGCUAACUGAGCUAGCCCUCAGUGUGCAGCAGGAGUGCGUCGGUGAUGCUCAAAGUUUAAUGGUCUGCCUCUCCAGAGUCCGUCUAGUGUGGCGUCGUCUUGUCAAAAGCAGGAUGGGAGACAUGGCCUCUAAAGUCCAGAUGCCGACUCCAGAGACAGCGCUGCCCGGCCGCACUGACAGCAUCAAAGUCUCGGCCAAACAUCAUGUGAAUGGCAACAGGACUGUUCCACCUUUUCCAGAGGGGACAGAGAUGGUCGUGUUUGGGAUGGGCUGUUUCUGGGGAGCGGAGAGGAAGUUUUGGAGACAAAAAGGAGUUUAUUCCACCCAAGUAGGCUACUCUGGAGGACACACACCUAACCCCUCAUACAAGGAAGUCUGCACAGGUAGGACAGGCCACGCUGAGGUGGUGAGAGUUGUUUUCCAUCCCGACCAGAUAUGCUUCGCAAGCCUCCUCAAAGUUUUCUGGGAAAGCCAUGACCCGACUCAAGGAAUGCGGCAGGGGAACGAUAUUGGGACAGUAUACCGCUCUGCCAUCUACACCUACACGAAGCAGCAGCUCGAGGAAGCUUUGGCCUCCAAAGAUCAAUACCAGAAGGUACUAACAGAAGAAGGUUUUGGUCCAGUUACAACAGAAAUAUCUGAAGCCAAUCCAUUCUACUAUGCUGAAGACUACCACCAGCAGUACCUGAGCAAACACCCUGAUGGAUACUGUGGCCUGGGAGGGACAGGAGUCUCUUGUCCAAUAGGAAUCAAGACAAAGGCCUAGGCAGCCAAUGAUAGCCAAGAACUGUCUUCGAUAAGUGAUGUUUAAGUUUCAUAAAGCUAAUAUAUGCAAUGAUUUUGUGGAUUUUUGUACAUUUUAUGCAAUAGAGGAUCAUUUUAAGCACCAUUCUAUCCUUAGAAACGUGAGCAAUGAAUGUAGAAUUUGUCAUAAUUUUCUGACAACUUUUCCCACAAAACAAAAAAACUUGUUUUUUUUUCUCCUGGAGAGAAGAAAGGGGAAUUGUGAAAUGAUGCAGUUUGCUUUUUAAAAGCCUGUGUUAGAAGGAGCUAUAUUAAAAGUUUAUGAAA